Aspergillus steynii IBT 23096 is the source of this 1611-nucleotide messenger RNA. Its product is annotated as alpha/beta-hydrolase. The coding region runs from base 1 to 1611 and encodes 536 amino acids. Lineage: Eukaryota; Fungi; Ascomycota; Eurotiomycetes; Eurotiales; Aspergillaceae. The transcript is spliced from 6 exons. The record is from RefSeq and is a predicted model, not a curated record.
AUGCAUUGUCUGAAAGCAUCGUCACCGGGUGUUCUACACCUCGGAAUCGCGCUGUUAGCAGUCGGUGCCAAUGCCACGCCCCUGACGAAGCGCACUGUCCAAGAUUGGAAUGAGAUUACGCCCUCCUCCGACCUCAAGUGGACGCCAUGUUUCGACGAAUUUCUCUGCACGAAGCUCCAGGUCCCUCUGGACUACGAUAACUCGGAUAAUACGGACACUGCGUCGCUGGCAUUCAUCAAGCUCCCUGCUGAGCAGAACCCCGAUUCUGCGCAGAGCCUGGUGUUGAACAACGGUGGGCCCGGCGCAUCAGGAAUCAGUUUCUUACUCUCGUAUACCUCCAACCUUCGGCAGGCAUUCGGAUCCCAAUAUAACCUUGUCUCGUUUGACCCUCGCGGUGUUAACAACAGCGACCUUGUCGUCAACUGUUUCCGCGAUGAUACCGCAGCCCGACAGAACUUCACUACUGGCUUCUACGGCGAAGUUGCAAACGCAUCCCCCUCGUCACUCGCAACACAUCUGUCAGCUGUUCAGCUGUACGGAAAAUGGUGCAGCGAGACUCUAAAAGAAAACGAGUCCGCGAAAUAUAUCAGUACCCCGGCAGUCGCGCAGGAUCUCUUGACAUUUGCGAAAGCGGAAGCCAAAGCAGCUGGAAAGAGUGACUCAGACGCCAAGCUAUGGUUUUAUGCGAUGAGUUACGGAACUGUUAUCGGAUCGACCUUCGCGUCGCUAUUCCCGGACCACGUGGGUCGAUUGAUUCUGGAUGGUGUUAUGGAUGGCGAGGAUUACUACAACGGCGAAUGGAGAUCGCAUUCCAAAGACUCAGAUGCAGCCAUUCUCACCUUUCCCGAGUUCUGUCACCAGGCCGGAGCAGAAAAGUGUGCUUUCUGGGGCCCAUCUGAAAAGAACAUCACAGAUCGUAUGGAUGGUCUCCUCGCAAAUCUCAAGUCGAAACCACCCAUCGGGGAUAAAUCCACAGCCACAUACUCUGACCUCAUCUACUCUCUGACUAUAUCCUCCUAUGGGCCGUUGAAGAUGUUUCCCAUGCUUGCGCAAGGCAUGGCAGCAUUGGAAAAGGGCGAUGGCUCCGCAAUCGCGUCGAUGGGCAGCUGGCUGGCCGCCCAGUCAUCUAACGACGCUCGCGCGCUCAUCUCUUGUGUCGAUACCUAUGGACUCGCUUCCCUGACCGAUCUGCAGUCUCUGACUGAUUAUGUGUCAUAUCUCACGGGAAUGAGCAAGUAUAUCGGUCCGGCUAUGGCGGAAAUCGCACCUCGAGCCUUGUGCAGUGAUUUAAAGCUGGAUCUUCUCGCCGGGCCGAGUUUCAAGGGAUCUUUACCGCCAUCUAGCAGCAAUACUGCAUUCCCGAUCAUGUUCGCAAGUAACACCAUUGAUCCCGUGGCUCCGUUAGCAGGUGCAAAGAAGAUGUCUCAGGCUUUCGCUAACUCCAUACUUUUGACUCAGAACAAUGUCGGACACACGGCCAUUACCGCGGCUUCUAACUGCUACCUCGAAAAGAUUAAGGAGUAUCUGGGAGGAACAGUUCCCGACAAGGACGUGGCGUGUGAUUGGGAGCGGAUACCGUUCAAAGAUGAGAUCUUCAUCUCUCCUAUGUGA